Paramuricea clavata is the source of this 9085-nucleotide messenger RNA. The record is from the annotation of a GenBank genome assembly. NCBI's taxonomy places the organism in Eukaryota, Metazoa, Cnidaria, Anthozoa, Malacalcyonacea, Plexauridae.
CGGGCUCAAUGUCCGAAGCAACAUGGCUUCCAAAAAAUUGCGGAAUUUUUAAAAUUUGUCCCUUUAUUUUCUUGUGUUUUCUUCGUUAUUUACGCUUUACAUGUCCUAUUUUUAAUUUGAUCUUGUGUGUCUGUAUUCAAUUGUUGAAAUAUGCCCAAGAAAAAGACGGGGGCUCGUAAGAAAGCCGAGAAACAACGCGAAAGGCAGAAGGGAAUCAAAAAUUCAAAACAAACGAGAAACAUUGUUGAACUACCUUGUAACUUUCAAAUGGUAGGUGUUUAUCUCUCUGUUUUGUGGUCUACGAAGUGUUUUUGUUUAUAGUGUACUUAUUUUGCCGUGUUUUCUCUUUCCAGGAAUGCGACAAGUGUCAAAUGUAAGUGACUUACAAAGUGAACUGAAACUAAUGAGUAAUGACCAAGGGGCCACGUCCAUAUUCAUGUUACCACGCAAAACGUCAAAUUGACGUUUUGACUCACACAAAAUGCAAACAAAUCUUUUUGUUUUGUUAUCAAGUCACCAUCUUGGGAAACCAAAAAAUACCCGCGCGGCGGAUAAAAAUUUCCACUGAAAUAUUUUUGGGGAAUUUUUCACAAUUUCAACGGUAAAGCACUUGGAAACAAAUUUUGGCGGAAAGAUAAGGGCGAGUAUAAAAUAUAAGUGCAAAAAGUCCACAAAAACGUAAGUUCUAAUAAACUUUUAUGUUGCCACGGUGAAAAUGUCACACCAUUAAAAAAUAUACCUACCCACCCACCCAAAAUGUCAAUUUGACAUUUUGUGUGGCAACAUGAAUAUGGAUGUGGCCCCCAACCGCACUGGAAAAUUUGGAAAUUACUCACUCGAGAUUUCAAAAAUUUAAUAGUAAAUUUCAGAAGAUUUGUAUCACAUGAGCAGAAUCUCGAAUGAAAUUAUAUAGAUAUAUAAAAAUCAGGGCUUGAAAAAUAAGGUUUCCAAAAUUCCCAAUCAUGGUGAUUGGCAGUCAUGACUUUUCUGAAUAAAAAUCCUGCUUUUCUGCCGAUCUUAACCAAUUCAUGCUGAUCAUUGAUCGGUGUUCGAACCCUGAAAAUGUAAAAUUUCCCUUGAAGUUUGCAGCUAAUAAUGAUGAGAUGACAUUUUCUAUCAGUCCAAUAACAACAGUUAAAUUUAUAGUUGCUGGCUAGCACUAAAGCCUGUAGCAACUUUAAAUGCAAAUUACAAGUUGAGAUAUUCAAAAAAAAGUUUUCCAAAGUUUAUUUAGUUUUUGUUAUGCUGGUAUGUUUAUAUAGGCGCCAGAAGAAUAGAGCCUUCUGCUAUUUCUGUUCAGCCAUUCAGAAGCUUCCCAUUUGUGCUGAAUGUGGUAAAGUAUUUUAAAAUAUAUUUCCUAGAUCCUACUGUAUUCACUGAAUGCAGAAUCUACUAUAUGUCUAUAUUAUAUAGUGGUCAGUGGCAGAAACUCAGUUUUUCCAGGGGGGGGGGGCAAAGCCUCCUAAAUUUCUGACAAUACUUUAAAAUUUCUGACAACCCCCCCCCCCAUUUGCACUCUUAGGUCAAAAUUUUGCCCCCAUCCCCCGCCCGACCGAGAUUUCCGCCACUGAGUGUGGUGCUGAUGAGUUCAUACUUUUGUUAGGAAAGUCAAAGUGUAUGUCAAAAACUGGUGAUUGUAUUGUCAAACAUCCAAACUCUCAUGCUGUAGGGAUGGGAAUGGUUGUAAGUUGACUGCUUUUUAAUUUUUGUUUCAUUCUUCUGGUAAUAUGGCUAAAUUAUUAUGAAUACUUUUAAAUUAAAUGACAUGAGGUCACAAUUUCACAUCACAUGUCACAUGAGGUCACAAUCUCAUGAUAUGAUAUCACAUGAUCUGUCACAUUACAUGUCACAUGAUAUGGUGUUACAUGUCACAUGAUGAGGUGUUGCAUGUCACAUGAUAUGGUGUUACAGGUCAUAUGAUAUGGUGUUACAUGUCACAUGAUGAGGUGUUACAUGUCACAUGAUGAGGUGUUACAUGUCACAUGAUAUGGUGGUACAUGUCACAUGAUAUGGUGUUACAUGUCACAUGAUGAGGUGUUACAUGUCACAUGAUAUGGUGGUACAUGUCACAUGAUGAGGUGUUACAUGUCACAUGAUAUGGUGUUACAUGUCACAUGAUGAGGUGUUACAGGUCAUAUGAUAUGGUGGUACAUGUCACAUGAUGAGGUGUUACAUGUCACAUGAUAUGGUGGUACAUGUCACAUGAUGAGGUGUUACAUGUCACAUGAUAUGGUGUUACAUGUCACAUGAUAUGGUGUUACAUGUCACAUGAUAUGGUGUUACAUGUCACAUGAUAUGGUGUUACAUGUCACAUGAUAUGGUGUUACAUGUCACAUGAUAUGGUGUUACAUGUCACAUGAUAUGGUGGUACAUGUCACAUGAUGAGGUGUUACAUGUCACAUGAUAUGGUGGUACAUGUCACAUGAUGAGGUGGUACAUGUCACAUGAUAUGGUGUUACAUGUCACAUGAUAUGGUGUUACAGGUCACAUGAUAUGGUGUUACAUGUCACAUGAUGAGGUGUUACAUGUCACAUGAUAUGGUGUUACAUGUCACAUGAUGAGAUCACAUGAUAUGUCACAUGAUAUGGUGGUACAUCAUAUGAUAUCACAUGAUGUGGUGUGACCCUCAUGUGUGAUGUCACAUUACAUGUGUCACAUGAUGAUGUUGCAUGAUAUAAUGUCACAGGAUAUGAUGCAACAAGAUAUGAUGCAACAUUACAUGUAUCAGAUGAUAUGAUGUCACAUGACAUGUAUCACAUGAUAUAUGAUGUCACAUUACAUGUGUCAUAUGAUGAUGUCACAUAAUAUGUCACAUGGCAUGGUGUCACAUGAUAUAAUGUCACAGGAUAUGAUGCAACAAGAUAUGAUGCAACAUUACAUGACAUCUCACAUGACAUGAAGCAGGGCUCGAAAUAGCGGGCUGCCAAUGGCCAAAAGCAGGCCAUAUUUUAGAAAUGGCAGGCAAAAACAAAUUUGAACUGCCAAGUAAAAUAAUGGCAGGUGAAAUUCUAUGGAUAUAUUUCAUUUCAUUUGCUUACCACAACUCACAUAUAUUAGAUCAUUUAGUUAACUAAAUACAUUUAUAUUUGAAAUUUAAAUCCAAGUUUACUGUAGUAAAAUAGACAAGUUUAAAAACAAUAGAAAUGCAUAUCAUGAAAACAUUGAUUUUUACAAGAGGACUCAUAUAAGACAUGGCCAUUUUGGCAGUUCAAUGAAUACUGAAAUGACAGGCUAAAAUUUAUUUCACCUGCCAAAAAAUUUUAGACUGGCAGGCCAUAUUUUUUCUCUACUUUGAGCCCCGCAUGAAGUCGCAUCAUCACAUGUCGCGUCACAUGGUAACGUUUCCUAUUUGUUCUUAGGGUGCCAUAUGCGAUUUUUGUGAAGCAUUUGUGUGUCAUGCCAAGAAAUGUCUUACAACGCAUGCGUGUGAAUGUGUUGCUCGUGAUGGUGAUUGCAUUGAAUGUCAGCGUGGUGUAUGGGAUCAUGGUAGGUUGUCAUGUUUCCCAAAUUUUAAAUAACUUGAAUUGGCAGACACUAGAAGAUAGGCGAAUGAAACAAAGAUCUUGUCUAAUGUUCAAAGUGUACCACAAAUUAGGUCCAUCUUAUCUUUCACAGCCAUUUAAUCGAGCGAAUUUAAUUCACAGUCAUGGUACACGAGGUCAUGAGUCAUGACUACAAUUUUGUUAUCCCUAAACCAAACACCAAUUUUUUGAAAAAUAGUCUCGUCGAAUAUAACGGAGCAGUGGUAUGGAAUUCAAUACCAAUUGAAAUUAGGAAUUCCACUUCCCUAAAAAUAUUCAAAAAUAAACUGUAGAAUUACUUUGUUAUGUAUAUAGCUUUAAUUUCUCACUCUCCUUGUAAAUAUUGUAAAUAAUUCAAAUGUCACGGCGCCUGGGAAGAUCAUCUUAUUUUCGAUGACAGGCCUCCGUGCCUAAAUAAAGUUCACUAUCACUGUCAGAGACUGUUAGCAAUGCAAGAAUCAAUAAAAGACAAUAAGACAUCGGUUUCUCUACAUGUUGGCGCGGUUAUUCUUCUUAACAGGUGAAGUCAAGAUUUUUAUUAAGAGGAGAUGUUUUUGUAUGUUACGUAACACGCGCUCAAAACCAAUGCGUAUAAUAUACCACUUGUGGUUAGGCCAAAUAAAAAUAAUAGUUGGUUUCAGGUUUCACAGCCAUGUUUUAUAUGGGUAGGUAGGUCGGAAAAACAUUUUAUUUUAAAAAAGUAUUUUAUCUCAAGUAUGCAAUAAAUAUAAGAUAAAUCUCAUUAUAAACUCUUAGUUUUUAUUGUUUUAACGUCAGGUUUUCACCUGCAUACAUAUAAAACUUGACAUGCAAGGAAACGAGCAGCAACUAAAUAUUUAAUGUCAACAAUGUUCAGUCUAAACGUUUAAAUGUCAAUAAAAUGUUUAUGGUCGUUCAUAUUUUUGACAGGUCGGUCGGAAACCUGAAACCAACUAUUAUUUUUAUUUGGCCUUAUGACUAAAUUCAAAAUUUUUAUUUUUCGAUACGUUUCUCAAUCGGCAAACGAACUUAAAAAGUAUGUUUAGUGCUUUAUCUGUAAAAUAAUACUAAAAUGAAGAGAUUUUAGAUGAUACGCCAAAGAGAAAAUGAUGUCUGAAGUUCAGUAAGUUUUGCUUAUAUGGCUGCAAAUAUGGCGUCAAUUUUAAAGCAUCAUUGAUAAUUGUAUUUUAAUUGACAAUUUUUAACUAUUAUUUUAUGUUUCUCAACUGGCAGAUGCAUUUAAAAAGGUUGCUAACUGUAUAAACUAGAGAAUAAAGCUAAAACAAAGUAAUUUUGAGAGGAACGCCAAAAAGAUUUUAGGUUCUGAACACUUUUCAUUGUAAAUACGUGACAUCGAAGAAAAUUGCCUCUUAAAUAAAUUGUAUAUUGUACACACGUAAAACGCACAAGUUGUAACAAACCUGCAACAAACUUGUAACAAUGCUGUUCCAACAACUUGUCAACAGGAUUUGUUCACACUCCUUGUUCCCAGUUUGUUGACGGCUCGUUGACAACUUGCUACAAGGUUGUUGAGCUCAAUAGACAAUUUGUUAUCGUCCUGCAAUUCAACAACUUGUCAACAAGUUGUGAGUGACAACCUUGUAGCUACUUGAUAAAAUAACAGCAUUGUUAGAACUUGUUGACAAGUUUGCUACAAGCCUGUUGCGAGCACAUCUUGUUAACAAGUUGUGUGAGAUUUUUACGUGUGUUCGUUACAUUGUAUCCGUUUCCUUUUCAGGUGGUAGGAUAUUCCGUUGUUCAUUUUGUAGCAACUCGCUCUGUGAAGAUGAUCAGUUUGAACAUCAAGCAAAAUGUCAAGUGCUGGAGUCGGAAGAUUACAAAUGUAGGUUGCCUUUUUGCUCUUCAGUUGUGUGCGUAUCUGAAAUGGGCAAUUCCAGCUAUAUAGACUCAAUUUUGAUCUAGGCAAGAAGAACAAAAUCCAUAUGGCACCACAGCUAGAAAGAGCAUGUUAAAAUUAGUAUAUAGCCCUAUGGAAUUUGCAAAUUUUUUACUAUUAAUUUGUAUUACGCAGCACGGGAAAAUGCACCACUUUCGGCCAAAUGUGGUGCAUUUUCCCGCGCGUAAUACAAAUUAAUACAAAAUUUGCAAAUUUCGCAGGGCUAUAUUUUCCGCAUUUUACAACAUUUCGCGACCAAACUGUGCAAUUUUGCUAAUUUUAACAUGCUCUUUCUAGCUGUGGUGCCUAGAUCAAAAUUUAGUCUAUAGGUGGAAUUACCUAUUGAUGUUUUGUCACAUACAGUGUUAUUGAUUCUGUUGUUUAGGUGGAUCUUGCAACAAAUUAGGACAAUACUCGUGCCUUCGAUGCAAGGUGGGUAAACAAAAUUUUAUUUUGCCAAAACAUAGUAUCUUUGUGAUUAUAUACCCAAAAAAUCAUUUCAGUUACCUUCAAAUACUAUGAUAUGAUUGUUGAAAAAUGAAAACGAGUUCUACAGAGUUUUUGAUCGUUUUCUAUUCUCCUUUCAUAGCUGUGCUUCUGUGAAGAUCAUGUUCGUCGCAAGGGUGUGAAAUACAAGCGUGGUGAAGAAAUCCCAUGCCCUAAAUGUGGUUUUCAAACAAGUGCUACCAAAGAUCUUAGCAUGUCGAGUAAGUACUCAAAUGGCCAGUUCCUGUGUCUCUCACCUGACCUGAAAACAACCGACCCUGAAAACACCGAUCUUGUAAGUGAACCAGUUUUUCAGACUCGUUUGUUUUCAGGCUCGGUACUUUCAGGCUUGGUUGUUUUCAGGCUCGGUGUUUCCAGGGUUGGAUGUAUUCAGGGUUGGUUGUUUUCAGGGUUGUUUGUUUUCAGGGUCGGUUGUUUUCAGGGUCGGUUGUUUUCAGGGUGGUUGUUUUCAGGGUCGGUUGUUUUCGGGGUCGGUUGUUUUCAGGGUCGGUUGUUUUCAGGGUUGGUUGUUUUCGGGGUCGGUUGUUUUCAGGGUCGGUUGUUUGCAGGGUCGGUUGUUUUCAGGCUCGGUUAUUUUCAAGGUCGGUUAUUUUCAAGGUCGGUUGUUUUCAGGGUCGGUUGUUUUCAGGGUCGGUUGUUUGCAGGGUCGGUUGUUUUCAGGCUCGGUUAUUUUCAAGGUCGGUUGUUUGCAGGGUCGGUUGUUUUCAGGGUGAAAAACACAUGCAAUGUGAAUCACAAUACGUGAAUACUGACACUUGGAAACAAUAUUUUAACAUUUAUGAUUUAUUUAACUGUAGCUCGUCGCAUGGAUUACGGUCGACACGCGACGGGCAAUUACGAAUGAUGACGCGUCCUACUCUGGUUUCUAUGGUUACGGUGGUUAUACCUAUGGUGAGGAAGAUGAAGACGAUGAGGAAUCUGAAGAUGAUGAAGUGGAAGUUGACGAGGAAAAUGACGAAAAAGAGGGAAGCGAAGUGGAAGGUGAGCUUGAACGUUGUUGUGAAGACGAUCAAGUUGAAAAUGUUCUCUUAGGCUCUUUAGAGAAAACAAAAAUUUAAAAAUUUAAAGUUUUAAAACUCGAACGCAAUACAAAUUGCUUUCAUCGAACUAAGUAGUGUUACCAUGUAUGAACAGUAUUAUACAUUGUAUUGACAAAGAACCACAACACGCGGUCGUCCGUGAUGUCUACAUUGAUUGUAUUUGGCAACUUGCUUAAACGGACUCUUACCUCUUCAAAAAUGCAACAUUCGUUUAUUCCCAAACUAAGUUCGCACGGAAUAAACGCUACUAUAGUAGUAUACACCUAUUAUAGACUAAUUCUAAUUUUAAGACUAAUUCCCAUUAUAGACUACACCUAUUAUAGACUAACUCUAAUUUUAAGACUAAUUCCCAUUAUAGACUAAUUUUAAAACUAGGUAUGGCGAUGCAAAUAAAUCACCACAGCUAGAAAGAACAUACUAAAAUUAGUAAAAUUGCAAAGUUUGGUUGCGAAAUGUUGUAAAAUGCGGAAUAUAUAGCCUUGCAAAUUUUGUAUACUUUUGUAUUGCGUGGGAAAUUCAACUACCAUUUUCGGCCCAAAUGUGGUAGCUAUUCGAUGGAAAUUUUUUCCAAAGACCCGGACAAUUUUAUGAUUAAUUGCGCAUGAUCGUUAUGAACUUGGUUUUACGGAUGUUUUUACCAAGAUAAUAGAUUAUUUUUGGAAAAAAUAGCAUAAUUUAUAGUGCUGAAUUAUAGCUUUCAUAAAACAUCGUAAAGUAAUACACCUUUGGCUUUGUAAAUCUAAUGAGUCGACAACGCGCCAUCUUGCGAAGAAAACUUUAGAAGCACAAGAUAAAAAUAGCAUAAUUCAUACACGGGGAUAAACAUUGUUUUGAUUUUGCGCCUGAAAUACGCAUGCGUUUGCCUGCCAAUAAGCGCGCACAUGCUAUUUUGAAUGCUUUAGCACGCUUGAGUUGUGCUGGGUUUUUUUACAUGUCAGCGCAUACUAGCAGGCAAAUAUACAUAAAAUCUGUAAACAAUGUUUUCCUGUCUAUAGUGCUCAAUGAUGACUUUUAGAAAACAACAUGAUAUAAUAAUACGCCUUUGUAACUCGAAUGAGUUUGCGUCAUGUUGUCAAUAACCUGCCUUCUCGCCAUGCAUCAAAACCGUUCACAAGCUUAUUUAGAAUUUUUAACUAUACAUGACUAGACGUCAUGUAUCAUUAAUUAAAAUGCACAAGCGCAAGUGUCGCUAGCAGACACCUCAGUUAAAUUCUGCACGCACAUUUUAAAUUUCUGACUUAAGUGAGAUUCUUUUUUGCAAUGCUGCAGUUUUUUUUUAUUUUGACAUGCACACUAUAAUUAGAAAAAAAAACAAUUCAAGUACAUUUCUAAUAUAUGCUUCCUAAACGUUGAGUGCGUCCUCCUAUACGCCUAUGUAUUCCAUACAAGCAUUUAAUGAACUGUUUUAAUCCUCCAUGACAAUAAGCCACUAAUAACGAGCUUAAACAUUGUUAUAUAGUUGCCAUUUAAUUAAGUUGUAUGAGGCCAGCGCCUUAAAUCGUGCUUCAAUACCUUUGAACUGACAAUCAACAACAAUUAUAGGCACCUGUGGUUCUGCUUGUUUUCUUUCACAGCUCGCCAUACUAUUGUCGCAUGACACGCCAAGGAAAGGGGGCGUUUUGUGAGUAAGAUUAGAUUAUAUAAUGUACAAAAAUUCAAGUCACAAAAUCAUAAAUUUUGUUUAAAGGAUUCUCUAACUCAUGAACACAAACAAUAGUCACUCAUGACAAUUUGACUUGUUUUACUUAACAUUGUUUGUCAUGAGCUUUGUGUUUGUGAACGGCUAACACUUACUAUAGAUGCCGCGUUUAUACUUUCUUUAAUGAACUUUGAUGUGGACAGACUAAUUAUAAGUCCAUUAGUCUGGCGUUGGAAUAAAGUAUAUCUUAGAGAGACGAAAGGAUUAACUUGUUAAAUUUUAAAACUUGUCAAAUUUUGACAUUCGUUUCGAAAAUGCACAGUAAAUUUUCGAACACAUACAAAGUCCGCAAUACUCUUCGCAUUCAGAUUCUUUUCAUGGAUCGUUAAAAUGUUGUAUAUAUAAUUUUUACUGAAUUUAACUAUAUGCUGUUGUUAAUUAAACAAUUAUUAGCAGUCGUCCGGUAGUAAGGGUUAUUUAUACAUAUUAAAAUAUAUUUUGC